This is a messenger RNA of Bacillus rossius redtenbacheri, 1315 nucleotides long. RefSeq names its product chymotrypsin-like elastase family member 2A. The transcript is spliced from 6 exons. The record is from RefSeq and is a predicted model, not a curated record. Gene Ontology annotation, biological process: proteolysis. NCBI's taxonomy places the organism in Eukaryota, Metazoa, Arthropoda, Insecta, Phasmatodea, Bacillidae. Gene Ontology annotation, molecular function: serine-type endopeptidase activity. Bases 318 to 1211 code for a protein of 297 amino acids.
UACAUUUGAAGCGCGGACGAUUUUAUAAUUUGUCACAGAGGCAAAGAAGAGUGCCCACAACUUUCAGUACUGCAGUGUUCCUUUCGCUGGCAGGAAGAAAAGUCGAGCAUACCUGAGGAGUGAUGUUACACGCCAAGUUAAAAUAUGUUCUAUCUGAGUAAAAAUAACUUUAUUAACGAAUAACUUUUUACGUGACUGGUCGAGUUAAGCAGUUGACGGUGUUACUUUAAAGGUUCCGAAAUUAAUAACAAUGUUUUGUGAUUUAAUUUUGUGAUAAGUCUCCAAAGUGCAGUGGUAAGUAGCUUUGCGACAACGUCAUGAAGAUUCACAGAAAACUUCGCAAAGGUUGGAUCCUCUGCUGUGUGUUUUGCCUGUUUCCGCUGACGUCACUUAAAGAGUGUGGUAUCAGUAAAAGUGCGAGCAGAAGACAGCCUAGAAAUGUUAUUACUUGGACAGGAAGAAUCAUCAGCGGCCAGGAAAGUCCGAAAGGUGCGUGGCCUUGGCAGGUGUCUCUGGAGCUUCUGCAUCCUAGACAUGGCUACAUCGGACAUUGGUGCGGCGGCGUUCUGAUAUAUUCGCAGUGGGUCCUGACUGCAGCUCAUUGCAUUCACAAUGACGUAUUCAGUUUACCAUUAGCUGCAUUGUGGACAGCUGUAUUUGGAGAGUGGGACAGAGAUGUCAAUGAAGAAACAGAAGUUAGAGUACCCAUCGAGAAGAUAUUCGUACAUGAACGUUUCAACAACUAUCAGAACGAUAUCGCCCUGUUGAAGCUGUCGCGGAAGAUCGGGCCCGAGGAAGAGGCUGCGGGCACAGUCUGCCUGCCGGAAGCAGGGGCAGUCUUCUCGACGUCGCUGCGGUGCAUGGUCACAGGCUGGGGGCACGCCGCGGUCCAGGGCUCGCUCGUCGCGCGCCUGCUGGAGUCCCAGAUCCCGCUGCGCGACAACUCCGCGUGCCAGGCCAAGUACGGCAAGUGGGUGGCCAUCCGAGCAGGACACCUCUGCGCCGGCCACACGGACGGCUCGACAGGCACCUGUGUGGGCGACUCGGGAGGACCUCUGCAGUGCAAACAACAUGGAAGAUGGUUUCUGGCAGGAAUAACAUCGUUUGGCUCUGGAUGCGCUAAACCAGGAUAUCCGGAUGUUUACACCCGCCUGUCCUUUUACCUGCCAUGGAUCAUGAAAAAAAUUAACUCAACAUCAUCGUCACACUAAGUGAAAUUAGCAUGUAAAAUUUAUAUUGUAUAAAUUUGAGCAACAAACAAUAUAUUGAUCUCAAGAGAUGAUUUGCCAUAAAAAAAAAACGUAUUUUUGAAAGG